AUGGAUAAAUUUGUAGUGAGAAAGAAAAGGAAGCACGAAGAUAGUGUAGAUGAAGCUGUUGGGCAACAUAAUGAGGAAAAGGAAUCCUUAGUAACAGAAUCGACCGACAGUGAAGCCAUUAUUGAACACAUUGAGCCAGUUCAGUCAGUUGAUGCAGAAAAUUCUAACGCCUCGUCGGUGCCUAAGGCUUUUAGAAACUGGGAGAAACAGCACCCGUGGCUGAAACUAAAUACAACCUGGGUUGACGAGGGAUUUUUAGAUUGGAAGCAUGGAUUAAGAGGAAUAGAGAAGCACGAAGUUAGCACUUUACAUAUCAACUGUGCAGAGGCACUAGCCAAUGUUAAAACUGCUAACAUUGUACCAUCAAUAUCAUCGGCUAAAUCCAAACAGAUGAUGAAUGAUCGGGUUGCUUUGUUGAAAAUUUUCAGUACACUAAAAACACUAGUUAGGCAAGGUCACAAGUGGCUUCACCAUCAAAGUCAAAACGAAAUUCUGGAGCUGAUGGCUUCCACUGUGUUAUCAAAAAUCAUGGAUGAGAUAAGAGCAGUGGAAUACUUUUUGUUGUCAUUAGAUGAAACUUCGGAUGUUUCCCGAAGUGAGCAAGUUUCUAUUUGCCUCAGAAUUGUUUCUGAUGACCUAAGCGCCAAAAAAUAUUUUAUUGGAUCUUUUAGUACAAAAAAUACUUCUGCCGAAACUUUAUUUGACCUUGUUAAAAAAAUUUUAAUGCGAUAUGAUUUGCCAAUCUCAAAACUGAGAGGGCAAUGUUAUGAUGGGGCAUCAAAUGUUUCUGGUAAAAUUUUCGGCUUACAGUCGCAAAUACGCCAAGAAGAGCCUCAAGCGUUAUUCGUGCACUGUAAUGCACACAAUCCUAAUCUUGUCGUUCAAGAUAGUGUAGAAAAAAUUUUAUUUGCCAGAAAGUUCAUCAGAACAUUAAAAAAUUUGAUCAAUUUUGUUCGUGACUCAACCAAGCAUAUUGCACAAUUUAAAGAUUUGCAAAUUGAAGCAGAAAAAGAAAACGAUAGCAGUUUACCUUCUCUUGCAGCGUACUGCCCAACAAGGUGGGUGGUACGAAUUAAAUCGUUAAAAACUGUGAAAGAAAAUUACGCUCCACUCAUGCAAUUUUUUUAUGAUCGGUCAAUCGAUAGAGAAGUCGACAGUUCGAUAUCAGCAAAAGCCUCAGGAUUUUUUAAUUAUAUGGGAUCAUUUGAGUACAGCCUGCUGCCAGUAGAGGUAGAGGUGCUGCUGGUCAUAGUCAAGAUGAUGACCUAG
Molecule: messenger RNA, 1269 nt
Organism: Copidosoma floridanum
Lineage: Eukaryota; Metazoa; Arthropoda; Insecta; Hymenoptera; Encyrtidae
Product: zinc finger MYM-type protein 1-like
Source: RefSeq, a predicted model, not a curated record